AUGACGAAGAAAGCCUUCGCAAACUCUGACGGAGACUGGCUCAUUGUCCCUCAACAAGGCGCCCUCGAUAUCCAAACUGAGUUCGGCUUCCUCUAUGUGCAACCAGGGGAGAUCUGCGUUAUUCAGCGUGGCCUUCGUUUCAAGGUUAAAGUCGAGGGACCGACGCGCGGUUACAUUUUGGAGAUCUGGGGAUCCAACUGGGAGCUUCCCGAGCUGGGUCCUUUGGGAGCCAAUGGUCUAGCCAAUGCUCGUGAUUUCUUACACCCCGUCGCAGCGUACGAAGUCACCAAAGACGACCUCUGGGACAUUGUCUACAAAUUGGGCGGAAAGUUUUUCAACAGCACACAACGUCAUUGCCCUUUUGAUGUUGUCGCCUGGCACGGUAACUAUGUCCCAUGGAAAUACGAUCUCACAAAGUUCGUAAAUGUGGGUUCUAUCUCAGUUGAUCACAUCGACCCGUCGAUAUUUUGCGUCGUGACGGCCAAGUCCAGAGACCCCACUGCGCCGCUCGCGGAUUUCCUAAUCUUCUCGCCGAGAUGGGAUGUUGCGUCUCACACUUAUCGACCACCCUACUACCACCGAAACUGUGCCUCUGAGCUCAUGGGUUUGAUCUAUGGCGAAUAUGGCGGCCGUUCCGACGAGUUCCAGCCGGGAAGCAUCUCGUUCGAAUGCGGGUUUGUUCCUCACGGUGUUGCUUAUGAGCAAUUUGCCGCGGCAUCCAAGGAGGACCCUCCCGUGAUGCAAAUAUCGCUCGGGUCUAUCGCUUUCAUGUUCGAAACCAGUCGGGCUCUCACCAUCACCGAUUAUGCCUGGAACAGUAAGGAAAAGCAUGAGCAUGAUCCAAAGAUGUGGGACGAUCUCGUGGACAACUUCUCAACGUUUGAAAUUGAUCCCGAAUUGAUCAAGAAUAGCGUGAAGAGCUGA
Colletotrichum spaethianum is the source of this 924-nucleotide messenger RNA. RefSeq names its product homogentisate 1,2-dioxygenase. The record is from RefSeq and is a predicted model, not a curated record. Gene Ontology annotation, cellular component: cytoplasm. Gene Ontology annotation, molecular function: homogentisate 1,2-dioxygenase activity. The coding region runs from base 1 to 924 and encodes 307 amino acids. The transcript has a single exon. Gene Ontology annotation, biological process: L-phenylalanine catabolic process. NCBI's taxonomy places the organism in Eukaryota, Fungi, Ascomycota, Sordariomycetes, Glomerellales, Glomerellaceae.